AAUAUAAAAGCAGAAGCUUGAACUUUUCUACCAUCAGUUAUUUUUGUAACAUACAAAUUCACAAUGAAGUUCCUGGUACUUUUUGCCUUAGUACUUUACUGCUCUUCGGAAGUUUUAGGUAAAAAUGAUAAACCACAAUGUGAAGGUAUACAAUGUGGUAUACCAAUCUGCCAUUUUAGAGAUAUAUUGAAGAUUCCCUUAGAUGACGAUACUGCUUGUUGUCCCUAUUGCGAACGUAAACCACGAUGUACCGGUCUCCAAUGCAGUAUUCCACGCUGCAUAGCAGGCACAGUUAUAACACUUGUGUCUGGAGAUUGCUGUCCUUCCUGCCAACCAGCCCGCUAACUCAUAAUAAAUUAAGGAAAUAUUGUAUCGAUCAGAAACAAUGACUUACAGCAAAUGAAAAUAAACUAAUGAAUUAUGACAAAACUCAA
This is a messenger RNA of Diabrotica virgifera virgifera (western corn rootworm), 434 nucleotides long. RefSeq lists its product as uncharacterized. The transcript is spliced from 4 exons. Bases 64 to 345 code for a protein of 93 amino acids. Lineage: Eukaryota; Metazoa; Arthropoda; Insecta; Coleoptera; Chrysomelidae. The record is from RefSeq and is a predicted model, not a curated record.